UAUGCUUAGACGAUUAUGUUGUUUGUGUACCAUUUUCGUAUUUUGUGUUGAACGUAUGAAGCGCGUUAUGGCUUGUACGCACGUAUCCGACACUAUGGUGUUUCUGAAUCAUAAAGUAUUUGUGGAUAAUAUUUACUCGCUGAAUAAAUUUUUUGACGAAAAUAUAGAAAAAGCUUUUGUCAAAACCGAUCUCUUCUGUAUUGCCCAACCGUACGAUAGAAAAUUCGGCACAAGUGAGCACAACUUUGGUGAACCAAAACCCAAGAAAAGGAAAAAGGCGGAGAAUGUUGAUGAAACUACAGCGAAGGUUCAACGUAAUCAUGCUAGAUUUCUUCAAAUAAUGGAACGGUUUGAAGUGACAAAUGAUACACAGAACUCAAAAGCUCUCGAGUUAGUCAACGAUUUCAACAAACAAGAUUGCUAUGAACCGAAUACAACUUUCAAAGGAGCCAACCCCUCAAACUUUGCUGUAAUAUGCAAGUUUUUCAAUCAAUCGUAUCUUAUUCCUCCACACUGUCGAUUUUUCAACUCGGAUAUAAGUAAUUUAGAAAAUCUCCUAGAUCACAACGAAAGGUUUGAUCUCAUCGUACUUGAUCCACCCUGGUGGAACAAAUAUAUAAGGCGCACCAAAGCCGUCAAUGGCAAAAUCGGAUAUAAUAUGCUAGAUAAUGAAAGCAUUGAAAAUAUCCCGCUGGAGAAUUAUAUCCACAAUGACAGCAUCGUUAUCAUCUGGUGCACUAAUGCGCCAACGCAUAUGAAUGCAAUCAAAGGAAAAUUUCUGAAGAAAUGGAAACUAAGGUUAUUGUGCAAGUGGUUUUGGGUGAAAAUAACCACUAACGGAGAGCCCGUUUGUAGCUUCAAGGAAAGCAAUAAGAAGCAACCGUAUGAGCAAAUAUUCGUUGCGACGAGCGAGAACAAUGCCAAGUGGAACCUACCCCCAGAAAGAUUCAUCUACAGCGUUCCAAGCGCAUUUCACUCGAAUAAACCACCACUGAUAGAUUUAUUUUCUGAUUUGCUACCCGAGCAUCCAAAGUGUUUGGAAAUAUUCGCGCGUAAUACUUAUCCGAACUUUACGUCGAUCGGAUCUGAAGUUUUGAAACUGCAAAACGCAAAACUUUUCGAAAUACUUGAAAGUAUAAGGUAA
Molecule: messenger RNA, 1144 nt
Organism: Topomyia yanbarensis
Lineage: Eukaryota; Metazoa; Arthropoda; Insecta; Diptera; Culicidae
Gene: Mettl4
Product: N(6)-adenine-specific methyltransferase METTL4
Exons: 3
Coding region: 2-1144 (380 amino acids)
Cellular component (GO): nucleus; RNA N6-methyladenosine methyltransferase complex
Molecular function (GO): methyltransferase activity; nucleic acid binding
Source: RefSeq, a predicted model, not a curated record